CAGACGGAAAAGUGUAUUUUCCAAAUAUAAUUAAAAAACUUUUGCCGGUAAUAUGGAUUACAGACCCAAUUCUCUCUCCCAAACCCCUCCGAAGUCUAAACCACCCCAGAAAUCGUCGAGGAGAAGACGCUCUGAUGGAGGAAGAAUUGUGAAAUGGAAACUGAAGGAAGUUUCGAAAACCUGCUGAGAUGGGCGGCGGAUCGUGGAAUUUCAGAUUCUGUCGACAAAGAGAGUUCAAAUUCUUGUCUGGGUCGUUCUUUAUGCGUCUCUCUCUUCCCUGAUGCUGGCGGGAGAGGUUUAGGGGCUGUGCGUAAUCUUAACAAUGGAGAAUUAGUACUGAGAGUUCCAAAAUCUGUCUUGUUUACGACCCAAAGUUUGCUGUUGGAAAAUGAGAAGCUCUCCAUGGCUCUGAAGAGAUACCCAUCUCUUUCUUCUACUCAGAAAUUGACCUUCUGUUUACUCUAUGAGAUUGGUGAAGGGAGCAAUUCUUGGUGGUUUCCUUACUUCAAGCACUUGCCUCAGAGCUAUGACAUACUGGCAACUUUUGGAGAAUUCGAAAAGCAAGCCCUGCAGGUGGAUUAUGCCAUCUGGGCAACAGAAAAGGCCGCUUUGAAGUCUCAUACGGAGUGGAGAGAAGUUAAAGGACUUAUGGAAGAUUCUAAUGUUAAAAGGCAACUUCAAACAUUCAAGGCAUGGCUUUGGGCCUCUGCAACUAUAUCAUCUAGGGCAUUGUAUGUACCAUGGGAUGAGGCUGGAUGUCUAUGUCCAGUUGGUGACUUGUUUAAUUAUGCUGCACCUGAGGGAGAGUCCCUUGAUAUUAGGGAUGUCUCAUCUUUUUCACAACAUGCUUCUUCGGGUGGAGACAUGACUACUGACGAGUUACACGAAGAGCAGGGGGAUACUCAGCGGGCUUUGACCGAUGGUGGAUUUGAUGAAAAGGUCUCUGCAUACUGCUUUUAUGCAAGGGAAAGUUAUAAGAAGGGACAGCAGGUUCUUUUAAGCUAUGGUACAUACACAAACUUAGAGCUUCUUGAAUAUUAUGGGUUUAUUCUACAGGAAAAUCCAAAUGACAGAGUUUUUAUACCUUUGGAACAUGACAUCUACACUACCAGUUCUUGGCCUAAGGAGUCUCUUUAUAUUUGUCAAAACGGAAACCCAUCUUUUGCUCUACUUUCCGCUCUGAGAUUAUGGGCAACCCGCCCGAACAAACGUAGAGGUGUUGGACAUCUUGCUUAUGCUGGGUCACAACUCUCCGUCGAUAACGAAAUGUCUGUGAUGCAGUGGUUAUCAAAGAACUGCCAUACUGUUUUAAGCAAUCUGCCAACAUCGGUUGAAGAAGACAGACGACUUCUGUGCAACAUCUGCAAAGUCCAGGAUCUGCAGAUACCGAGGGGACUCGGGAAGAUGCUAUCGACUUAUGGUGGUGAGUUUUGUGCUUUCUUGAAGACCAAUGGUCUGAUGAACGGAGAUGAAGCCGAGUUACGUUUAACCGGGAAAGUAAAGCAUUCUCUGGAUAGAUGGAAAUUAGCAGUCCAGUGGAGGAUCUCGUACAAGAAGGCUUUGAUUGAUUGCAUAAGUUACUGCACCAGAACUAUUAGUUCUUUAUCUUAAUCUGGGUCUGAGUCUAACUUCUCAUGAUCCACUGCGGAACUUGUUCCUUCCCAUUCUAUUAAAUGAACUUUAUGGGGAUGAAAAAAAGGUUUGUUACUUUCAAAGUUCAAUGUCAAAAAAGAAAGGUGGAUGUCUCAAUUCUAUAGAAAUAUUGUUGGAAAUAUUGGCAAAAUGUCAAUAUCAAAUACAAAUUAUUUAAAUUAAAAUGUUUGUUAUGAA
Messenger RNA from Momordica charantia (bitter melon), 1830 nucleotides. It is a transcript of the gene SDG40, whose product is annotated as SET domain group 40. The record is from RefSeq and is a predicted model, not a curated record. Gene Ontology annotation, molecular function: protein-lysine N-methyltransferase activity; protein binding. NCBI's taxonomy places the organism in Eukaryota, Viridiplantae, Streptophyta, Magnoliopsida, Cucurbitales, Cucurbitaceae. Gene Ontology annotation, biological process: peptidyl-lysine monomethylation.